AUGCCCCGGCGAAAGAACCCUGGCUUCGGUGUUGUACCGAGAGACAAGACCAAAUUCCAAAAGAAGAAAGCGGAAGAAGCAGCUCACGAGCUGGCAGAGCGCAGAGCAAGGACGAAAGACAUCAACUGGUCGAGCACGGCGGAAAUGUUGACAUUGAUGCAACAAAAGGACAAAUUGGAGGACCAAGAGGAAUACAACAAGCCUGCACUGAGGAGCAAGCAGAGUAAGGCUGUGGCUACAGAGGUCGCAAGACGGUCCCUGGCAAGAUCCGUUUCGAGGGAAGAGGGCGACAAAAUCGAUCUCGGCUUCGCCUUACCUUCGUCGGGUAGUCCUGACGAGAUGCCUGGCAUGGUCACGAACUCGGAGAAUCAGGAGGAAAUCGACGCCGCACCUGCCGUAACGGUAGAAGACGUUGAGGCGCACAAACAGCUGGAUCCGAAGGAGGAGAGGUGGUUAGCGAAGUCGAGACGGGCGCGGAAACACAGUCGUGCUUCGCAGAAGAUAAGGUUGCGCAAGCAGCAGGGGCAGGCUGCCUCGGAGGUGCAAGCGGCUUAA
This is a messenger RNA of Recurvomyces mirabilis, 555 nucleotides long. RefSeq lists its product as uncharacterized. The record is from RefSeq and is a predicted model, not a curated record. The transcript has 2 exons. The coding region runs from base 1 to 555 and encodes 184 amino acids. NCBI's taxonomy places the organism in Eukaryota, Fungi, Ascomycota, Dothideomycetes, Mycosphaerellales, Teratosphaeriaceae.